Molecule: messenger RNA, 2202 nt
Organism: Seminavis robusta
Lineage: Eukaryota; Bacillariophyta; Bacillariophyceae; Naviculales; Naviculaceae
Source: the annotation of a GenBank genome assembly
AUGACAAAAUCAGAUCAUGACACUGACCCGGCGGCCCUGGCCACGGAAAUGUCGUCAUUGCUCUCUGGGGUUCAUGGUCAGGAGCGCCGCGUCGAACGCAACAUCCAAAAGAUUGACUUGCAGCGUGCGAGACGCUAUGGUAUGGCAGAGCCGGCUAAAAAAGGACGCAUCAAGUACACGUACGGUGGAGUAGUUUUCAUAUAUGACCCGAACCGUUGCUACGAAAUCACCUCAUUUACAUCUCGUGACAUUGCCUCUCUAGAGUCGGGAACCAAAUGUGCCCAGCCCAUCAUGUUGGCCAAAAAGACGGAAUAUGAGACCGAUGUCAUGAGGCAUGCCCACGCUAAAAUCCGAGAGAAAAUGCUAGAAACAAGGACAAAAUGGACGAGCCACUCGGUUUUGGUAAUUGACAUGUCAGGGUCCAUGCGGCGGGAUGAUGUGAAUGGAGCAAGGUGCCGUUCAGAUGGCGUGUGGAUGAUUUUGGCUCGGGAUUUUGUCAAGCGUCAGCUAGAAUCAGGAUCGUGUUCCAGUACGGAUGUUGUGAGUGUGGUGUGCAUGAAAGAAGAUGCCGAAAUUGUCUUGGUUUGCGAGCCAAUGGACUGGGUGCUAUACAAUGAACUGGUUGACAAGCGAGAAUGGUCCGAGCAUAGACCAAGUGGCGGGGGUAAUUACAUGCCAGCAUUGGAGAUGGCUGAGUACCUUCUUGAUGCUAAUAAACUUGGUAGCUGCUCGCUGUCACUGAUGUUCUUCUCUGACGGGAAACCUUCUGAUCAUGGAGACUUUGCCGCCAGAUUUGGAACCAUUGCCUCCAAAUUUGGGCGGCGAUUGACUAUCUCAUGUAUUGGUAUGGCAGACAAGGAUGAAGAUUUCUCGACACUCGAAGCCAUGGUAGAAGAAGCCAAACAAUUUGGAUCCGUGGCAUCAUUCAACAAGCCAUCACUUGACACGGACAGUCUAUCAAGCAUCAUAACUAGCCUUGUCACAUCCUUGACAACGACAAAGACAGAGAUUACUGAUAUCGCGACCGGCAAAGUCAAAUCUGUCCGCACAGACAUUAGACGAGAAAGGAGCAAUGCACCAGACGACCUGGUGCUGGGUGAGGAUUGGGACACCUUUCAAAGUUCGAGCUUCUCAAACUAUGUCAUCCGUAUCUGGAGCUGGAGUACCAGGAAGGAUGACUUUGUCUACAUUAUGGACCCCCGUUGUGUGGCAUGCUAUCAAGUUGUCGGAGACAUUGAUAUUAGUGCAAACAACAGCAAAGGUCAACUUUGUCGUCGCUGCAAGGCAUGCCUCUUUUGCAACUCACAGGGUUGUCAACGCGCCCUAUACACUCAUCAGGGAUCACACGAAUGUCUUGAGUGGCUGGACGAUCGACGUGCUAAACACUUGAUUCCAAAAAGACUUCCGUCGUUCUCGGUUGCGGUGAAAAAUUUGCGUUUGGCGAGGUUCAUGAGAACACAGGCCUUGGCACAGCGAUUCGCCGACAAAUUCAACCUUGCUCUGGACGAGGUGUCCACACACUUUGCCGCGGACGCCCAUGAUUUUCUGAAGUCUGUGCCCAGAUUUCACUUUUUGGACCCUCUUGUGGUGGAGCUUCGCGAAGGCACGAAGGAACUCAAUCUCCUUGUUGAGCCCAUGCUAGAAGGAACCUAUUCCAAGUAUUCAAACAACAUGGGCUUCGUCAGGAGAGAAGGCGGCUCGGGUGGUGCCUCCCUCCGCAGUUUUGUUGACGGGUCAGACUUCAGUGAACAGAGAAACGCAUUUCAGGGUGGCUUCAGCGGUGGCCUUGGCGCAAUUGAAGAAGGAAGCGAAGACGAAGAGGAGGAUGAAGAUGAACAGGACGAUGGGAUUAUGGACAGCACCAAGAAAUGGGCACCCGAUGGUGGCACCAGCUUCAGUCUUGCAGAGCAGCAGUUUCCUCCUGCAUUCAGUCAUUUUACGUAUGAGAAUAGCAAGAGGCAGUUUCUUGUAGUUGACCUCCAGGGUGUGUUGCAAGUCAAACCGGAUGGUACCCGCUGCUACAUGCUGACUGACCCAGCCAUUCAUCGGAAGAAGAAGAGCCACCAUGCCCUAUCGCACAGUAACAUGGAUCUGGGUCGAACAGACCGAGGCGAGAAGGGCAUCAAAGCAUUCUUUGAAACUCACGAGUGCAACGAUGUUUGUCGAAUUCUCGGGUUACCACCACACCAACACGAAGAUUGA